UGCUGAUUGGGCGAUUGGGCCCUACGUACAUACGUCACGCACGCAGCGUCAAAUCAGUGCGGACCAUGGCGGAAUGUGGUGGAGGUGACAGCAGCACAAGUAGUCACACCAUGGAUAAAAGCAUAACUCUUCCGCCUGACGAAAUAUUCCGCAAUUUGGAAAACGCAAAGCGCUUUGCCAUAGACAUAGGUGGCUCGCUGACAAAGCUCGCCUACUAUUCUACUGUGCAACACAAAGUGGCCAAAGUUCGAUCCUUCGAGCACCACACAGAGGAUGCUGCCAGUGACAAGCUGUAUGAGAUAUCUGUGCAGGAGGAGGUCACUGCACGCCUGCACUUCAUCAAGUUUGAAAACGCUUACAUUGAAACAUGUUUGGACUUCAUCAAAGACCACCUGGUCAACACGGAAACCAAAGUUAUCAAAGCUACCGGCGGAGGAGCGCAUAAGUUCAAGGAGCUCAUUGAGAGGAAACUUGGACUCAAAGUGGACAAAGAGGAUGAGAUGACCUGCCUCAUCAAAGGUUGUAACUUUGUUCUGAGGAACAUUCCCCACGAGGUGUUUGUGUACGCCAAGCACGCAGACUCAGAGUUUCGUUUUCAGACCACCCACCCAGACAUCUUCCCUUACCUGCUGGUUAACAUCGGCUCCGGGGUCUCCAUCGUUAAGGUGGAAUCAGAGGACAAGUUUGAGAGAAUAGGUGGAAGUUCCAUAGGUGGAGGAACGUUCUGGGGCCUCGGUGCCCUGCUCACAAAAACAAAGAGAUUUGACGAGUUGCUACAGCUGGCCUCAAGGGGGCAACACACAAACGUUGAUAUGCUUGUCAAAGACAUCUAUGGAGGAUCUUACGGCUCUCUGGGCCUGACUGGAGAUCUUAUCGCCAGCAGCUUUGGGAAGUCCGCUACUGCUGACAAAGAGUUUUCUAAAGAAGACAUGGCCAAAAGUUUACUCCACAUGAUCAGCAACGACAUCGGCCAGCUGGCCUGCCUGUACGCCAAGCUCCAUAACCUGUCCAGAGUCUACUUUGGAGGCUUCUUCAUCCGAGGACACCCUGUAACGAUGCACACCAUCACCUACAGCAUCAACUUCUUCACGAAGGGUGAAGUUCAGGCGUUGUUCCUGAGACAUGAGGGAUAUCUCGGAGCCAUUGGGGCGUUUUUGAAAGGAGCAGAAGAAGAUAAUCCAAACCAGUACAGUUGGGGGGAGAAUUAUGCUGGAAGCUCCGGACUGAUGAGCGUUUCCCCAGAUAUGAACCCCCUUCAACGUGCUCGCAGUGGGACGUUUUCUUUUGACAUGCUGGAGAUGGACCGUCUGGAGAGACAACUAGUGAACCUGCCUCUGCUGCAGGACUCGUCGUCCUACAUCCCUGACACGGUUGACCUCACAGAGGACGCACUGGCACGAGAAUACUGGCUGGACUGCUUUGAGGAGGCUCUAGAUGGGGUGGUUAAGAGAGCCAUUGGGAGUCAGCCUGAUAUACCAGAGGUGACGGAACGAGCCGAGAAGUUCCGUCAGAAAUACAGGAACAAACUUCAGACACUCCGCCACCAGCCAUUUGCUUAUGGAUCCCUCACUGUCAGAAGUCUUUUAGACACCAGGGAACACUGUUUAAACGAGUUCAACUUUCCUGAUCCCUACUUGAAGAUUAAAGAGAAGGAGAACGACAUGGCUCUGAAGUACUACCUGAAGGUAGUGAAGUCCCUGGAGGAGCUGGGCUGGGAGCAGAGACAGUUGGCACUGGUGCGGGGCGUCCUCGCUGGGAAUGUCUUCGACUGGGGAGCCAAGGCUGUGUCAGAUGUCCUGGAAUCAGAUCCAGAAUUUGGUUUUGAAGAGGCUAAACGACAACUGGAAGAGCGUCCAUGGCUGGUUGAUAGUUAUGACCAGUGGCUACAGAGACUAAAGCAGGGUCCUCCACACAAGUGUGCUUUGUUUUUCGUAGACAACAGUGGAAUGGACAUCAUUUUAGGGGUGAUGCCUUUUGUCAGGGAACUUCUCUCUCGAGGAACAGAGGUGGUGUUAGCCAGCAACUCUGGUCCGGCCCUGAAUGAUGUAACAAAUGGUGAACUGCAAAUUCUGAUUGAAAGAAUCGCUGCCAUGGACCCAGUCAUCCAGGCUGGUCUUAUGGAUGACAGACUGACCUUGGUCCAGAGUGGCUCCAGUUCUCCUUGCCUUGACCUCAGCCGUUUGGACAAAGUGUUGGCGAUGGUGGUGCGUGAGAGGCAGACUGAUCUGAUCGUCAUCGAGGGUAUGGGUCGAGCAAUUCACACCAACUACUACGCCACGCUGAACUGCGAGAGCCUCAAGAUGGCCGUCAUCAAGAACUCGUGGCUGGCCGACCGGCUGGGGGGUAAGCUGUUCAGUGUGGUCUUCAAGUACGAGGUACCGGCAGGGAAACUGAGCCAGAACUCUUCAGCACUGACGCCAUCAUGAGAAGAGACUGCACUUAAGAGAAGUCCAGCGACGAGAUGGGAUUGUCAGGAGCUGUGAAUGUAAGGAUGGUGAUCGUACGAUGCCACUGAUUGUAACGGGCUCGUGGCUGUACACGCAGCAGAGUUUUUAAGAAAGCAACCAGUGACAGGGAUGUUUUACAUUUACUUUUACAAGGCAGAUUUUUUUUAGCAUAAUUCUAUCAUUAUUUAUGGGUGGAUGGUUUUAAUUUUCAUCAACAGCCGACGUUUGUUUUCAUGCUAGCACCUGUCUGUCAUCCUCAACGUCACACAUUUUGGUUUGGUCGGUGACAUCACCGGCUGGCCUCAGUUAUCAGCUUGUAUUCAAAUUAGGGCUGUCCGAUAAUAGCAUAAUAUGUUAUAUCUUUAAGAAUCGUAAUCGGUUUUUCAAAAUAGUUUUGGGGAUAAAUGGCUGUAUAUUAAAGUGAAAGUCAAUAGAUGGCAGCAUUGCAGCUCAUUUAAUUAACCUCAUAUUCAUACAGUGUACAGAAAAAUAAAUAAAUAUUACCAGGCCUAUAUCAGCUGAUAUCGGAAUCGGAAAUUAAGUGUUUGGACAAUAUCUGCAUAUCGGAAAUCGGAACAGAGUUAAUUUCGGAUAUCCCUAAUUAAAAUGAGUCGAAAAGAAAAACUGCAUCCCUGACUUCACCACACUGUCCACUCUAGUUCUCUGUUGUCUGCUGAGACCAGUCACUGCCUGGCAACACAUUUAACAUAGAGCAUUAUUAAUGUGCCUUGAGUUUGAUGUGAUCGACGCAUCAUCUGCUCGCACUGUUCUUUCACUUUCAUUCACUCAGACUUGGAGGAGACCCAUAGGGUCCUCUGUCGUUUUCACGACUGCCAGUGAAAAGGUUCCGAUAGAGAAAUCGUUCAAUGGCACUGUCACGUGUUCAGGUUUUGAAGAGUCUUCAGGGAAAGUGUCCAAACAACGGUAGAAGUUGCACUUUAUCACACGUAGACCGGUGUUUGUUUUGUGUUUCUCCACUAGGUGUCAGUGUUCUACCGUGUUGUAUGUUUCAAAAGGUGCUCGGUGUCAGCGUUACCACUGUGUUCUCUUCUGGUACGUGUUCCGUGACUCUCAUCAUUUCUGAGCAUCACAUUUUCACAGUUUCAUGACAUCAAGUUGUUGAUUCUGCUGUUAAUGAACCUGAUCAGUCAAAAAAGAAAAACGAAACAAUCGCUUCAACAAAAAUGCAACUGUUUAAUGGCAAUAACACAGCGACACCUGGAUCUGUUCACACGGGUGACCUCCUCGAAGUGACAGUUUCUGAAGUAAAGUAUUUACUUGACACUGCUGUGUUGUAUGUAAUCUGUACAUAUGUGAUAUACAAGCCUGUGUAUACAUAUAUACAUAUAUGUACAGUAUAUGUCUUUGUAUGAAAACAUUUGCAUCAGUUCAUUUAAAGCACACCAAGCAAUGUUUCGUGUAAUACCUGUAAAAUUCCUGACAAUCAAUUUUAAUUAAACUGAUAAAUCCUGCUUUUA
This is a messenger RNA of Cynoglossus semilaevis (tongue sole), 3925 nucleotides long. It is a transcript of the gene pank4, whose product is annotated as pantothenate kinase 4 (inactive). The transcript has 20 exons. The coding region runs from base 66 to 2426 and encodes 786 amino acids. Gene Ontology annotation, cellular component: nucleus; cytosol. Gene Ontology annotation, molecular function: ATP binding; pantothenate kinase activity. Gene Ontology annotation, biological process: coenzyme A biosynthetic process. The record is from RefSeq and is a predicted model, not a curated record. Lineage: Eukaryota; Metazoa; Chordata; Actinopteri; Pleuronectiformes; Cynoglossidae.